This is a messenger RNA of Myodes glareolus (Bank vole), 11578 nucleotides long. Lineage: Eukaryota; Metazoa; Chordata; Mammalia; Rodentia; Cricetidae. The record is from RefSeq and is a predicted model, not a curated record.
CCUCAGGAAAUCCUGUCACUCAGCCAGGACUUAUAUACAGCUCAGAGUGGCCACUUCCAGCUCCUGUGGACCGUCAGCCAGGCCUCAGCUACCUUUGCUUUCUGACCAGGGAAAGGGAAGGAUUUAAGAGUAGACACAGACAUGAGAAAGAGUUCCCCGGGCACUCAGCAAAGCAAGGUAAAAUAGCUAAAUGGCCCUGACCUGGCCCGGCAUGGGAAGGAGCCAGCAUUUGCUCAGCAUGCUGCUGCUGCCUUUAAUCCCCCUCUUCCUGGGGUUGGCUGUGCAAAAUACCUGCACCCCAGCCGAAGCCACAGAACCGGCGAGAAGGUGUGAUAAGAAGUCUUUUCUAACAAUCAGGACGGAGUGCCAAGGCUGCUCAGCUAAUUAUGUAGCCAAGUGUCCAGAUGGUUACAUCAAGAUUACCAAUGACUCUUUUGGGGUUCGAGAUUGCAGGUAUUCGAUUGAGAUCAGAUCAUACUCUCUGUCUGUCCCCGGAUGCCGACACAUAUGUAGGAAGGACUACCUACAACCUCGGUGCUGCCCAGGCCACUGGGGUCCACACUGCAUGGAAUGCCCAGGAGGAGCAGGGUCACCGUGCAAUGGCAGAGGCACUUGCGAUGAAGGCAUGGAAGGAACUGGAAGCUGCUCCUGCCGAGCCGGCUUCCGCGGGACAGCCUGUGAAACCUGUGCGGCUGACAACGUGUUUGGGCCCAGCUGUUCGUCAGUGUGCAACUGUGUCCACGGUGUGUGCAACAGCGGGCUCAAUGGUGACGGGACCUGUGAGUGCUUCUCUGCGUACAGGGGCCCCAGGUGUGACAAACCCGUCCCUGAGUGUGCGGCCCUGCUCUGCCCGGAGAACUCCAGAUGCUCACCUUCCAGCCAAGACGGAACUAAACUCAAAUGCAAAUGCCUUCCCAAUUACCAAGGCGACGGCCAACACUGCAAGCCCAUCAACCCGUGUUUAAAGAGCGUCUGCCACCCUCACGCGAGUUGUACCUACCUGGGUCCAAAUCAGCACCAUUGCUCAUGCCAGAAAGGCUACCACGGGGAUGGCCAAGUGUGUCUUCCGGUAGACCCCUGCCAAACAAACUUUGGAAACUGCUCCACGAAGUCUACAGUGUGCAAAUACGAUGGGCCUGGACAGUCUCACUGCGAGUGUAAAGAGCAUUACCGCGACUUUGUGCCCGGAGUGGGGUGCAGUAUGAUCAACGUCUGUGAAUCAAACAACCCGUGUCAUAAGAAUGCAAACUGCAGCACGGUCGCACCAGGCCAAGCCCGGUGCACUUGCCGGAAAGGUUACAUGGGCAACGGCCUGACCUGCUAUGGAAACAUCAUGGAGAGACUCAGGGAAUUAAACACGGAACCCAGAGGAAUGUGGCAAGGAAGGCUGACCUCUUUCAUCUCCAUCCUGGACAGAACUUACGCCUGGCCACUGAGCAACCUGGGACCCUUCACUGUGCUGCUGCCCUCAGACAAGGGAUUAAAAGGAUUCAACGUGAAAGAGCUUCUGAUGGACAACGAGGCAGCUCGGUACUUUGUGAAGCUCCACAUCAUUGCGGGGCAAAUGAGCACCAGGCAGAUGAAUGACACAGACACCUUCUACACACUGACCGGAAAGUCGGGGGAAAUCUUCAACAGGGAUAAGGACAAUCAACUAAAACUCAAACUUAACAGAGGUGAAAAGGUGAAAAUCAUCCAGGGGGACAUAGCUGCUUCAAAUGGGCUUAUACACAUGGUUGACAGGGCCAUGGACAAGAUAGAUCCCACACUUGAGAGCAACCCCGAGCAAACCAUCAUGAAAAUACUACAGCCAAGAUUCAGCAGGUUCAGCUCUUUGCUAGAGAAAACCAAUGUUGGACACGCCCUAGAUGAAGGUGGAGCUGGUGGCCCAUACACCGUUUUUGUCCCAAACAAUGAAGCGUUGGAUAGCAUGAAGGCGGGCACCAUUGAUUACCUCCUUUCUCCAGAGGGCUCUCGGAAACUUCUGGAACUCGUAAGAUACCACAUUGUCGCGUUUACCCAGCUGGAAGUGGCCACUCUCAUUUCGACACCCCACAUCAGAACCAUGGCCAACCAGUUCGUGAAGUUUAACAUAACCCGCAACGGACGGAUUCUGGUAAAUGAUGUGGCAGUGGAAGAAACCGAGGUCGCUGCCAAAAACGGCCGAAUUUACAUGCUGACCGGCGUCCUUGUUCCUCCCUCCAUCGUCCCGAUCCUUCCCCAUCGAUGUGACGCAACAAAGAGAGAAAUGAGAUUGGGCACUUGUGUGAGCUGUUCCUUGAUACGUUGGAGCAAAUGUCCUGCCAACUCCGAACCCAUGGUCCUCUUCACACGCAACUGUGUCUACAAAAGCAGGACGGGGAACCUGAAGAGUGGCUGUGCCCAGUACUGCAAUGCCACCAUGAAGAUACCAAAAUGCUGUAGUGGCUUCUUUGGGCCUGACUGCAACCCAUGUCCGGGAGGCUUCUUGAAUCCAUGUUCUGGAAAUGGGCAGUGCAUAGACGGCCUCAGCGGCAACGGGACCUGCAUCUGUGAGGAUGGCUUCCAAGGCUCCAGGUGUCAGUUCUGCUCCGACCCCAACAGAUACGGACCUCGGUGUAACAGAACCUGCCUGUGUGUCCACGGAGCGUGUGAUAACCGUAUAGACAGCGAUGGAGCCUGCCUUUCGGGAACAUGCCGAGAGGGCACUUCCGGGAGGUUCUGCGACAAGAAGCCCUCAGCCUGCGGGCCCUAUGUACAGCUCUGUCACAUCCAUGCCACCUGUGAAUACAGCGACGGGACAGCCAGUUGUGUCUGCAACGAGGGAUAUGAAGGGGACGGAACCCUCUGUUCUAAGAAGGACCCUUGCGUGGGAUCAACCUCCAGAGGAGGCUGUAGUCCAAACGCGGAAUGCAUCCGAACGGGCACAGGGGCACAUGUCUGUGUGUGCCAGCAGGGCUGGACAGGGGACGGAAGAGACUGUGUGGUGAUCAACAACUGUCUGCUGCCUGGCAGAGGCGGCUGCCAUGACAAUGCCACCUGUUUAUAUGUAGGCCCCGGGCAGAAUGAAUGUGAGUGCAAGAAAGGAUUCCGAGGAAAUGGGAUUGAUUGUGAGUCAGUCAUUUCAUGCUUGGAACAGGCAGAGAAAUGUCACCCCCUGGCCACCUGUCAAGCCGAUGCCUCUGGCGUUUGGAGCUGCGUUUGUCAAGAGGGCUAUGAAGGGAAUGGCCUGCUGUGCUACGGAAAUGUGCUCAUGGAACUGUCACGUCUCUCUGAAGCAGCUGUGUUUUACCAGUGGAUAAUCGAUGCUUCCCUGCAAUCCAUGCUGUCUGCCACCCCGAAUCUCACUGUCCUUGUGCCUUCCCGGCAAGCCAUUGGGGACAUGGACAAGAAUGAGAGAACCUUCUGGUUGUCACGGAACAAUAUGCCAGCCCUGAUAAAAUAUCACACAAUACGAGGCACAUAUGGAGGGGCCGAUCUGCAGAACCUGUCAUCCUCCGACAUGCUAGCAACAUCCUUGCAAGGAAGCUUCCUUCACCUGCACAAGGCGGAUGGGUUGCAGAAUAUCACCAUUGAGGGGGCAUCCAUUGUGGACGGUGACAAUGCAGCCACAAACGGAGUGAUACAUGUCAUCAACAAGGUGCUGGUGCCCCAAAGAAGUCUGACUGGCUCCCUACCAAACCUCCUCACCCGUCUGGACCAGAUGCCCGACUACUCCAUCUUCCGAGGCUAUAUCAUUCAAUACAGUCUGGCAAGCGCGAUUGAGGCUGCAGAGGCUUACACUGUGUUUGCUCCAAACAAUGAAGCCAUCGAGAGUUAUAUCAGGGAGAAGAAAGUCACAACUCUGGAGGAAGACAUACUUCGGUACCACGUGGUCCUGGAGGAGAAGCUCCUGAAGAAUGACCUGCACAACGGCAUGCACCGAGACACCAUGCUGGGCUUCUCCUACCUCCUCGGCUUCUUUCUCCACAAUGACCAGCUGUAUGUCAACGAUGCUCCAAUAAACUACACCAACGUGGCCACUGACAAAGGAGUGGUCCACGGUCUGGGGAAAGUCCUGGAAAUUCAGAAGAACAGAUGUGAUGAAAAUGACACCACCAUUGUGGGAGGAAUUUGUGGGAAGUGUUCCCAGCAAACAGUCUGCCCACUUGGAACAAAACCACUUGGCGAGACCAGGAAGUGCAUCUACACCAUUUACUUCAUGGGGAAGAGAUCCGUCUUCCUGGGGUGCCAGCCAAAGUGUGUGAGGACCGUCAUCACAAAAGCGUGCUGUGCUGGCUUCUUUGGCCCACAAUGCCAAGCCUGCCCCAGGAAAGAUCAGAAUGUGUGCUCUGGGAACGGCUUCUGUCUGGAUGGCGUGAACGGCCUCGGCACGUGCAACUGUGAGCAGGGCUUCAAUGGGACGGUCUGCGAGACCUGCACAGAGGGCAAGUACGGGGCCCACUGUGACCAAGCGUGCUCUUGUGUCCACGGGCGGUGUAACCAAGGACCCUCAGGAGACGGCUCCUGCGACUGUGAUGUCGGCUGGCGAGGCGUGCACUGCGACAUCGAGAUCACAAAAGACAGCUGCAAUGGGACCUGCCAUACCAGUGCCAACUGCCUUCUCGAUCCAGACGGCAAAGCCUCGUGCAAAUGUGCGGCAGGAUUCCAAGGGAAUGGAACAGUCUGCACAGCCAUCAAUGCCUGUGAGGUCAGCAACGGAGGAUGCUCUGCCAAGGCCGACUGUAAAAGAACCACCCCAGGAAACCGGGUGUGUGUGUGCAAGGCGGGCUAUACGGGUGACGGCAUUGUGUGCCUCGAAAUAAACCCGUGUUUGGAGAACAAUGGCGGCUGUGACAAGAACGCAGAGUGCACGCAGACAGGGCCCAAUCAAGCCGUCUGUAACUGCUUGCCAAAGUUCACUGGAGAUGGGAAGGCCUGCACACUCAUCAAUGUCUGCUUAAUCAAUAAUGGCGGCUGCAGCCCAUUUGCCACCUGUACCCAUACUGGACAAGAUGAGAGGAUUUGCACCUGCAAGCAGAACUACACGGGGGAUGGAUUCAUCUGCCGCGGCAGCAUCUACGGGGAACUUCCUAAGAACCCAACAACGUCGCAGUAUUUUUUCCAGUUGCAGGAGCAUGCUGUCCGAGAGCUGGCUGGACCCGGCCCCUUCACCGUGUUUGCGCCUUCAUCUGCUUCCUUCAAUCAGGAGUCCAGGAUUAAAGACUGGGAUGCACAGGGCCUCAUGUCCCAGGUUCUCCGGUACCACGUGGUUGCCUGCCAACAGCUGCUGCUGGAAAACCUCAAAGUGACCACGAGUGCCGUGACCCUCCAAGGCGAGCGGAUUUCCAUCUCUGUCUCUCAGGGUACCGUGUACAUAAACAACAAGGCGAAGGUCCUGUCCAGUGACAUCAUCAGCACCAAUGGCGUCAUCCACAUCAUAGACAGAUUGCUGUCUCCCCAGAACUUGAUCAUCACCCCCAAAGAUGCUUCAGGCAGGGUUCUGCAGAAUCUUACUACAGUGGCAAUGAGCCAUGGCUACACCAGAUUCAGCAAGUUAAUACAGGACUCCGGCUUGCUGAGCGUCAUCUCUGACCCCAUCCACACCCCAGUCACUGUCUUCCUGCCCACGGACAAAGCCCUCCAAGCCCUACCCCCAGAGCAGCGGGACUUCCUGUUCGAUCAAGACAACAAUGACAAGCUGAAGGAGUAUCUGAAGUUCCACGUGAUCCGGGACUCCAGGGCUUUGGCUUCAGACCUGCCCAGGUCUGCCUCCUGGAAGACACUGCAAGGUUCAGAGCUGAGUGUAACAUGUGGAACCGGCCGUGACGUCGGCGAGCUCUUUCUAAACGAACAAAUGUGCAGGAUCAUCCAGCGAGGACUCUUGUUUGACCUGGGCGUGGCCUAUGGCAUCGACUGCCUGCUAACGAAUCCCACCCUGGGUGGCCGGUGUGACACUUUUACCACCUUCAAUGUUUCGGGGGACUGUGGGAGCUGUGUCUCUACCCCCAGAUGCCCGUCGUGGAGCAAACCAAAGGGUGUGAAGCAGAAGUGUUUCUACAAGCCACUGCCUUUCGAGAGAAACAGGGAAGGCUGCCGGCAGCUGUGCACCCUGGUCAUCCGGCUCCCCAGGUGCUGCAAGGGUUACUUCCUGCCACACUGUCAGGCCUGCCCCGGAGGACCGGAUACACCGUGUAAUAACCACGGUGUCUGCCAUGAUCUGUACUCGACCACAGGACAGUGCCAGUGCAACACCGGUUUCAACGGGACAGCCUGUGAGCUGUGCUGGCCGGGGAGAUUUGGGCCAGACUGUCAGCCCUGUGGCUGCUCAGAGCACGGACAGUGUGAUGAGGGAAUCUCCGGCUCUGGACAGUGCUUCUGUGAAGCAGGGUGGACAGGCCGCUUCUGUGACACUCUCUCAGUUGUGUUUCCAGUCUGCAUGCCUCCUUGUUCUGUGCAUGCCACAUGUAUGGAGAACAACACGUGUGUGUGUAACCUGAAUUAUGAAGGUGACGGAAUCACGUGCACAGCUGUGGAUUUCUGCAAACAGAACAACGGGGGCUGUGCAAAGGCUGCCAAGUGCUCUCAGCAGGGCACACAAGUCUCCUGCAGCUGCAAGAAGGGCUACCAGGGAGACGGCCACAGCUGCACAGAGAUAGACCCCUGUGCGGACGGCAUCAACGGUGGAUGUCACGAGCACGCCACCUGCAGGAUGACUGGCCCAGGCAGGCACAAGUGUGAAUGUAAGAGUCACUAUGUGGGAGACGGAGUGAACUGUGAGCCCGAACAGCUACCGCUGGACCGCUGCUUACAGGACAACGGACAGUGCCAUCCAGAUGCUAACUGUGCAGACCUCCACUUCCAGGACACGACUGUUGGGGUAUUCCAUCUGCGCUCCCCACUGGGCCAGUACAAACUGACCUUUGACAAAGCCAAAGAGGCCUGUGCCAACGAAGCCGCAACCAUGGCCACCUACAACCAGCUCUCCUAUGCCCAGAAGGCCAGCUAUCACCUCUGCUCAGCCGGCUGGCUGGAAAGUGGGCGGGUUGCCUACCCCACAACCUACGCCUCUCAGAAGUGUGGUUCAAACGUCGUGGGGAUAGUGGACUACGGAAACAGGCCCAACAAGAGUGAAAUGUGGGAUGUCUUCUGUUACCGGAUGAAAGAUGUGAACUGCACCUGCAAGGUGGGUUAUGUGGGUGACGGCUUCUCGUGCAGUGGGAACAUGCUGCAGGUCCUCACGUCCUUGUCCUCGCUCACGGACUUCCUGGCGGAGGUGCUGGCUUAUUCCAACAGCUCAGCCCAAGGCCGGGCAUUUCUGAAACACCUGACUGACCUGUCCAUCCGUGGAACCCUAUUCGUGCCACAGAACAGUAGGCUCAUGGAAAAGAAGAGCCUGUCCGGGCGCGACAUUGAGCACCACCUCACCAACGUCAGCGUCUCUUUUUACGACGACCUCGUCAAUGGCACCGUUCUGACGACCAGGCUGGGAGGCCAGCUGUUCAUCACCUCCCGGCAGGACCAGCUCCACCAAGAGACCAGGUUUGUGGAUGGAAGAGCCAUUCUGCAGUGGGACAUCAUUGCCUCCAACGGGCUCAUUCAUGUCAUCUCUGAGCCUCUGAAAGCCCCCCAUGUGCCAGCAAGCCCUGCCCACACUGGCCUGGGGACAGGCGUCGUCUGUGCUGUCAUCCUGGUCGCCGCUGCAAUUGCUCUGGUCGCCUAUUCUUACUUCCGACUAAACCAGAGAACAACUGGCUUCCAGCGUUUCGAGUCAGAAGAGGACAUCGAUGUCUUGGCCUUUGGCAAACAGCAGCCCGAGAACAUCGCAAACCCUGUGUAUGAGAGCUCACCAUCAGCACCCCCCGAGGACUCCUGUGACCCCUUCCCAGACGCUGAAGAACAGGAGGUGGAGAGCAGCGACCCCCUGGGGGCACUGAGGUCCUGAUGUGAGCAGCCAGCCAACAGCCAGUGCCAUGUGAACUCCCGAGCCAGCAUGGCUCCACUGUGGAUUCUCAACACUAGCUGUCUCUUGGAUCAUUUACUGUUUCACACUAUGAUACAGUCAGAAACCAUACCUCACCUCUCUGGUUAAUAGAGGGCUGUUUCCAUGGGCAAGGUGCCACGUUCCCAGGACCAUCCAGAGGGACCUCUACCUCCUCUGAGUCUGUUGUUCUGGGCAUUCCAGAUGGCCUUGCUCUGUUCUGCCUUAUCUUUUAGGUUAACUGUGAUCCUGUGGUAUUUUCCUGUUACUGUAAGUGCCUAAGGCAGGGCUUCACCUCGUGAACUUUGUAUCCCAGUACCCAGAAGUACCUGCCACAAGGAUGUGCUCAAUAAAUAUUAUAGAACAAAAUAAAAAGUCACUAUGUGCCUAGGAGGGGUCAAGCUAUGACAGCAAACUACUUAUUAAGGUUAAUUAGAGCCUUUCAAUUGGCCAACGUUUGUCUCAUGAAUUCUGUAGCCUUGUUUCCUUGCAUCUACUUUAAGCCGAUGAGAGACCACUUCACACCCGCUAGGAGAGCAAUGACCAAACUGCCCAUCGGAAGACAAGCAUUGGCGAGGGUGUGAAGAUCUGGAAUGUUUUGCCGGUGGAAACGUAAUGCAGAGGCACUGUGGGAGUCUCACCGCUCCUCAGACAGUCCAACAGGAUCCCCACAGAAGCAGAACUCCCCCUCAUAGGCACAUACCUGAGGGAAAUGAAUGGCUGCCCUCCCAGAGACUCACAUGCACUCAUGGUGACAUGCUUCCUACCAGCCCAGAAGCAGAAUCACCCAUGUCCGUCAUCUGACACAACUGAGCUGUGCGGUAUCCGAGCAACACGCUUAAAGGACGCAGUGUUGCCAUGUGCUAACGCACCUCGGUGUUGUAAGACAGUGGCCACAGCUGCUGCUCUUCCCCAUCCCAACCCUUCUCCUCCUUCCCUCUCCUCCCCGUGUCACCCAGGUUGCCUUAAAGUCCAGAUUCUCCUGCUUUAGCCUCCAGAGUGCUAGGACCAUGGGCAUAAGCUACUAUAUCCAACUGUGCUAUUUUUUUUUUUCCAUGAGACUGGGGAGCUGGGAGGGGGAAUAAAAAAGGCUUUAAAACCACCAACCCAGUCACUUUUACAGCUAAACAGCCUCGGUUGACACAAGGUUGACGACUUCUGGGAUCGGGCUGAACCCAGGCUCUGUCUCCCUGAGCCCAGGGUCUGCAAACUCACAUCUAUGGACUUGGGAUGAAGAUUUCAGUAGACUGACAUGCUGGUGCCUUCUCCCUGUGGACAAUUGCUCACGACUCAGUAUGCUUUGACAGCUAGCUGGCUCUGUACCAUCCCAGUACUAGCCAUUAGAGGGCACAGUGUUGGCAUGAUGGAGCCAUUCUGGGGGACAGAGAGGAAGGCUGGGAGGAACAAACACAAGCAAGCAGACGAACCGCCAUUUCUUGUUCUCCAGUAUGUUGCACCCCCAACCACCCCCACCCCUGCAUCCCCCACACCUGCAUCCCCCACCCCUGCUGCCUGCCCGAGACAGAGCUCACACAAGUUUCUGUCUGAAAUCUCCAGCUUCAAACCCCAGAAACAAUCUACAUUUCACCCUUUAUCAGUACCCUUUUGUGGGUCCAUUAGAUUGCUUUUUGGGGGUGCUAGGCAUCAAACUCAGGGCCUCAAGCAUGCCGGGUAAGCACUCUACCAGGGAGCUGUAGUCCCAACCCUAGGAUUACUUUUUGAUCUUUGAUUUCCUUUAGUAAAAUAACCUCAACUCCUGGGGCCGACCAUGUUUUGUGACUGACUUAAGUACACAGCUGACAGUGUACCAACAAACCAGGAGAUACACCUCAAGCUUUUAUUUGGCUGUAAGUUCAUUAUCACAACAUAUACAAUCAACAUGUAGAAUAAAUAGCAAACUGACAUUCCAAAUAAAUAGUAAACCUACGUCGCAUUUAUCGUGCCUGAUACCACACAGGCACAAUAUAUCAUUCCACUACACAAGAACUACAUUGGAGCCCAGGCUCGUAACAGAAGACACGGGAGCACUGUGGGAGGAGAAUGGAAAUACAUGCUUCAUGCAGGAAGCUGUUACAUGGGGUUCUGCCUGGAGCAGCAUCUGAGAAGGGAAGGCGCAGGCCAGUCAGUAGGGUGGGCGUCUUUCUCUUCUCUUGUUCCCCAGUGUUAGCCACCAGGGGGGUUUGGCAGCUGGCAUCUAAUGUCAGCAGGUGAUGCUCAGCACUGCUCAGCACUGUCAGGAUCUCAAAGGGAUGCCCCUAGGGCAUUCGGAGCAGCACGCAUCCUUUGGAGCUCCUGACAGUACUGAGCGUCACCUGCUGGCAUUAGAUGCCAGCUGCCAAAACCCCCAGCGUCUAACGCCGGGGAACAAGUGAACAGAAAAAUGCCCACCCUAUCUUUAAAAAAAAGAUCAGAAUGCUCAGCCCCAGUGUUUAGAACACGACACAGGAGGAGGGGGCCUGGAGGGUCACCUCUGCCACGGUGUUCAACACAACAAACAGCCAAGAUCCCCAUGGUAAUACAUGGCAUCACAGUGGGUGCUGGGCAGCCAUUCUGUAUGUGGGCAGGCGCCCUACGAAAGGCCAGUGAGCAGUCUAUCAGCAGAUAGUUACGAUCUAUGUACUGUAGUAAAGGUGCCAAAUAGCGAGCACUCGCCACAAGCCUCCUUCAUUCGUGCCAUUCUUUAGAUUUAACAAGUGCCACACCACAGUUGCACGCCUGUAACCCAACACUCAGGAGACUGAGGCAGGAGGAUUGAGUCCAAGGCCAGCCUGGGCUCCAUUGCAAAACCCUAAGUGGAGGGGAUGAGGAGGGGGAGAGGAAAGAAGAGCAGCUACGGCGGCCGCGGGAGCGCCACAUCAGCCGGCAAGGCUAAUCAGGCCACAGCACAGGACUGUGUCAUCCCCCCCCCCCCCCGCAACAGCAGCCAUCUCUGUGGCUCUCAAAGCAUCAAAUACGUCCGAAGACACUGAAAAGCAGAUGUAAUAAAGGAUUCCUUCCUCCAGAGCAUGGAGGGAGGAAGAGAUGCCCCCCUGUGAUCUUGGCUCUCAGCAUGAACUUUGAAAUUCCACCAGCGAGCUGCCUGUCCCAAGCGCCCUAGCACACAGGCUUGCACUGGCCACAGACUGAGCCCCACGGCUCAGCUUCUUUUCUUUUAUGAUGUCCGACUGAAAGGCAGUUCUAACUAGAGCUGCCAUCCCCUCACCCACUCCUGGGGGAGGCGGGAAUCUGGCCAUCACCCCUUAGCAAGGGGCAGACAAAGCAGGUUCACACUGAGGACAAAUGCUUCUUGUUCUUCCUCAACAAAGUCGUUCUGGGAGGCUCUGGUCUCCUGGAGCAGCAUGUGUCAAAGUCUGCAAAAGCCCAGGGUCAGAAGACGGGGGACCUGGCGGCAGAUGUCACCGUGCCCUCACAGUCCCCAAGGCUCUGCUUGUAAACAACCAAGAAACGUCUCACAGAACCACGGCGUGUCCUCUCUUGACCUGAUGAACACAGACAGCAUCAAGAGGGCUCACUUGUCUCAAAAGCUUGGCAUUGGUUCCACAGUAAACAAGGCUGCAUCCGUGCUUCAAUGCUGUGUGUGGAGGAGGGCAGAACCAGGCGGCCAGCUCCUGUCUCUACCUGAACAGGACAGUAUUCGUG